AUGAAGACGAUUUGCGAUGUGAAUCGAAUUACGCCGCCCGGUGGAAUUCACGCGAAAGGCGAUCAAUUCCGGGACACCGAAUUGCUCGUCGCGGUCGUUCGGACGCGGAUUCCCAGCAGAAAUGGCGCGAGUGGAUGGAUUGUGCGGGAGAUAUUAGCCUGUCGGCCGAUACGGGUUGAGUCGGGAUCAAGUGAGGGAAACAGCAAGUCAAGUUCGGAUCGAACUACCGAUGGUGAAUCACCAAAAACGGCGUCUCAAAAUAGUAAUAAGGCCAAAUUUAUCCAUACUAACGAAUUCUACGUAGGCAUACGCCCAUUAAUUCUGAUACCAGAACGUGACAGCCAGUUGCAAACAAAAUACCCACUCGAAGAUGAAGCUUCCACGUGCUCGUUCCGGCGAGAACCAUCUGGAUCCGGUGUUUCCGACCGGCCUGCUGAGAAUCGGACUAGGGAAAUAGAGCCUUCGAAUUCACAACCUAAGCCUGGCCGGAUCGCUGCACCACAAACUUACGAAAAGCAAAAAAUUCAAAGCGAUGAACUUCGAGACCAACCCGAAACCUCCCAAGAAGUCCGCAAGUCCUCUAGAACCUCGGAAAAACAACGGAUCAGGGGUGUUUGCGUGAAAAUUUGGGGCCACUACCGUGUCUUGUGGCUAAAAGAUGGACGUCUGGCAGUUUACGAUUGCCGUGAAUGGCCCGAACAAGGGGAACGACGGGUGCAGUUGGGUCGAUUCUACGAGGUUUUUGUCUCCAAGCUGGACACUCCCGUUCUCGACAAGAAGCUGAACUAUGGCUGGGAAAUCACAGAUUGCCGGGCGAUUCCUGAUGUUCAUCAACCUAUUGUUGACGAGAAGAAGGCGAAUUUCCGCUGUCGUAAUCUUGUAUUCACCAGCUAUCGUCAGGAAAAGAAUAAACGAGUUCCGAUACUGAAAGAUGAAUUUUUCGGGGAAAUUCCUGAUCGAAAUGAAAUUCUAGCGGACCCUGCGCCCGGUGAUAAAUUCCAUGUCGUAAUCAGAGCCGUACCAAAGUCGGAUUCCGGAUUGGAAUGGAUCGUACAUUCCGAUUUUAUUGAAGAAGAGAGACCACCUAUGGCGGUAGUUCCACCUUUUGAUCAGAUGAGGAGGAAUUCGUUGGAAUCCACUACGCUACCAUACGAUCAACGCUCGGUAUCGUCGUCACGCACUAAUGAUGAGUUGUACCGAAUCAAUGAAGUCAGUUCAACUCCAAAAGAUGAACUUCGUGCGGCAUCGAGCUUGAUGGAAAAUUCUGAGCUAUCCUUCGACGAGAGCAUCCAAAGAGUUCCGGAAGUUACCGAUAAAUUCUUGGAGCUUGCUGACCUGAUGCUCAAA
Messenger RNA from Mesorhabditis spiculigera, 1347 nucleotides. The record is from the annotation of a GenBank genome assembly. NCBI's taxonomy places the organism in Eukaryota, Metazoa, Nematoda, Chromadorea, Rhabditida, Rhabditidae.